CCAGCUUUCUGCAACAUUUGGUAUCUUCCUCAUCAUUGUAUCCUUUCCAUUAUCCUUUUUGCUACUUCUAUGACAAGCCACCUCGCUAUUUCUUCUGCAAAAAAAAAAACUGGUUCAUGGAUUUGAUUAAGCUGUUAGUGGUUUCCACUAAGAACAUCACUAGUGCUUACUUAGCUGGACUGAUUCUCAAUUGCUUUAUGCUUGGUGGUUUAAAGCCUUGAGUGACUCUGCUGUGCCACUACCACUUGUAAUAUUGGUGUUUGUUCCACCAUCACAUAAUGAAGAAUCAGCAAGGACUUGGAUAUUUUAAGGAUGGUUUUUCUCAAGAUCUUCCACCACUUUUCAUCUCCAUAACAUCUGAAGGGGUUGUGGGUUUUGAUACCAAUUCCAGUCCUCGGAGAGAUUGCAAUGGGACUGAGGUUGCAUAUAACAGUAACAACCCUGCUACUGUUGGCAGCCCAACACUUCCAGCAACUGAAGGCCAUAAUCGUUCACAUUCUGUUUCAAUUAGCUUGCCAGCUUCACCCUCUGCUAUGUACAUUGACCGGUCUAAAAUAGACAUAUUCUGCAACAAUUCUGAGACAGAAGAUAGCCAUGAGAAGCUAAAGCAUUCAACAUGCACUAAUUCUUCCAUUCUGCCAGUAAUGAAACAUGCAAAGUUCCACUCUCAACCGAUGCACGUUGGGUUCACAUCUGCCAAAAAAUUGGACCAGGUUUUGUCAAUAAAGGAUGAACAGUACAAUUCCUUCAAAACAUGGUCUGGGAAGCUUGAAAAUCAGCUUUCAAACCUGCGCAGAAAGCCUCAGGAUCAGAUCAAGAUCAAUGAUUCCCAGGAUAGAGAAGCUGAGGCUUUACCUGCAGUAGAUCGCUACUUUGAUGCCUUGGAAGGACCAGAAUUGGAAACACUAAAGGCACAGGAAGAGUUAGUUCUGCCUGAAGACAAGACUUGGCCUUUCCUCCUCCGGUUCCCUAUAUCUUCUUUUGGUAUGUGCCUUGGUGUGAGCAGCCAAGCCAUGCUGUGGAAAACAUUAGCCAAAUCAGCAUCGUUGAGCUUCCUGAAUGUAAGCCCGGAUGUUAAUUUGGUCCUCUGGUGCAUCGCACUUGCAUUAAUAUGCUUGGUGGCAACCAUCUAUUUGCUAAAGAUAAUAUUUUUCUUUGAAACGGUAAGAAGGGAGUACUACCAUCCUGUCAGAGUCAACUUCUUCUUUGCUCCAUGGAUCGCCUGUCUUUUCUUGGCCAUUGGUGUUCCACCACAGGUCACAAAGAACCUCCAUUCUUCCCUGUGGUAUGUCCUCAUGGCUCCAAUAUUGUGUCUUGAAUUGAAAAUAUAUGGCCAGUGGAUGUCAGGAGGUCAAAGAAGGCUUUCAAAGGUUGCAAAUCCUUCUAAUCAUUUGUCCAUAGUGGGGAACUUUGUUGGUGCUUUGCUAGGAGCUUCUAUGGGGCUCAAAGAAGGGCCUGUAUUUUUCUUUGCAGUUGGUUUAGCACACUACAUUGUGCUAUUUGUAACUCUAUAUCAGAGGCUUCCAACGAAUGAAACACUUCCCAAGGAGCUUCACCCGGUCUUCUUUUUGUUUAUAGCUGCUCCCAGUGUUGCUUGCAUGUCAUGGGCAAAGAUUACAGGCAACUUUGAUCUGGGUUCAAGGAUAGCCUAUUUCAUUGCGAUGUUUCUCUAUGUUUCUCUUGCUGUUCGCAUCAACUUCUUCAGAGGAUUCAGGUUCUCACUAGCUUGGUGGGCAUACACAUUUCCAACGACUGGAGCUGCCAUUGCAACAAUAACAUACACUGCUGAAGUCAGUAAUGUCCUCACAAAGACUCUGGCUAUUACACUAUCAACCAUCUCCACACUCACAGUAUUAGCUCUUCUGAUCUCCACUAUCCUCCAUGCAUUUGUGUUCCAUAACCUCUUCCCCAAUGAUAUCGCCAUAGCCAUUACAUAUAAGAGACCAAAAUGGAGAAAGAAGCAGUGCUCACAUCAUAGGACACAAAGCUCAGAUGCAAAAGACAUAGAAGCUAGUGUAACUAAAGAUAGUGCAACGCCCUGAAUAGAAGAAGAAGGGCUUGCUCUGUGGGUGCUAUAGUGCAACUCGGAUCUACUUCUCUGCAUCUGUAAAUAAAAAGUUUAUCAGGAUUUGUUUCGAAAUGAGGGAUUCAGAAAUGAAGAUUGCAGUAUAGUAAGUGAGAUUGUAUCGUUUAGUUAGUGUAUUUGUGCUUUAGUGGAGGGCUGCUGUGGAGGCUGGUGGCUCCUCCACCAUGUAGGAGAAAACUGAAAGGACUCAAAGUGAUUCAUGAUUAUGGUGUUGGAAACUAGAGUAGUGAUGUAAAUUUUAAUAGUA
Messenger RNA from Dendrobium catenatum, 2333 nucleotides. Its product is annotated as S-type anion channel SLAH2. Gene Ontology annotation, molecular function: voltage-gated monoatomic anion channel activity. Gene Ontology annotation, biological process: transmembrane transport; intracellular monoatomic ion homeostasis. NCBI's taxonomy places the organism in Eukaryota, Viridiplantae, Streptophyta, Magnoliopsida, Asparagales, Orchidaceae. Gene Ontology annotation, cellular component: membrane. The transcript is spliced from 7 exons. Bases 279 to 2042 code for a protein of 587 amino acids. The record is from RefSeq and is a predicted model, not a curated record.